UAAGAUAUCUUAAUGAAUCCAUUAAUUAAAAUAAUCAAUGAAAUGCGAAUGAAAUAAUUUUUAAAGUUUCUUUCGUUUUAUGAACGUUUUUCGAGUAUCAUUUCAAAUCAAUUUCAUGAAGAAUCGCUAUAUUAUAGUACAUCGACGCGCGACAACGUCGUCCAUCUGGUGGUGAUGCACUGUACUAUUGGCACUGGCUCUGAACACGAGCAUAGAAAGAGAAAAAGAGAGAAAGAGAGACACAGGUACGAGACGAGCUUGUGGUGUGAGGUAGUCGUAGCCACCAGUCAACAGCGGAGACGGAGACGGAGAGUCCGAGGUAGCCCGUGCCUGUAGCUGCCCGUGGCUCGUUGUAACUCGUUGUAACGUGACGCGAAGGUGUGCCAAGCUCUUUCGGUUGCCUGUUACUUCGUCCGAAGACGCCCGAUUGCACAUCUACCAUAGUGUCGUAUAUCGAAAGUGUCGGUAGUAGUGUUGUGUGAUCUAUCGGCCUAUCUGUCCUCAUGUGCUAGCCGAAAAAACUGUACCAGCCGAGCUAUACAUCAUUGUGGAAAACUGUCAAGAUUGUCGUGUCCCAGACGCUGCCUUUCAACCCGAAUGCUUUGGACAAUCCUCGUUGCGGUUGUCGAGUUGCACGAAACAUAAGGCACAAUCUGACAAAUGUUCGAACUCGAAUGAUCGAUAGGGAAAAAUCGAUGAGAUCGGAUGGAAAAUUAGAAAUUGCAUUAUAUCGGGAAAAGUAGCUAGCGCAGUCAGAGAGAGGUUCUUUCCAGGAUGCCGCAAGGUUUCGCGAUCGUUCAGACACACCGAGUCGCGUCACGAGCGUGCGGCGAAUUGACCAGCUGAGGAUGUCGGAGCAAAACGGGCCCAGCGAAGGCCCAGGGCCGGGUCCGGGACCGGGCCCCGGUUGGUGGCCAGCCUCGCAGUCUUGGAAGGCGAACUCUUGCACCGCGGCUUCCUCGUCCACCGGCUCCACCGCGUCAGACAACUCCGCCUCCGUCUCUGCCUCUACGUGCACUACCUCUACCUCCUCCUCCCUGGCGACCACCACUUCGCCCACCUCGACCAGCUGCUGUCCCUCGACACCCGGUGGAUGCACGAUCACUGCGGCUCGCUCCUCCGAGACGGGGAAAAAUGUCUCUGUCACAACGAUCAACGUGCCGCCCAAUCAGGAUAUGCACGAUGGCAAGGGUAUAUGCAAAUAUCUCACCGGCCAGAAUGGCGUGACAGUGUCCGUAGUUUCAAGCUGUGGAUCCGUACUAGGCUGUGGAAAUGCGAGCAUCGUGUCUACUACGGGAAUCGGUAACAAUACCGGUACGCAAAGCAUCGGUAUCGGUAUUAAUGUUUUAAGCCAGAAUACAGCAGACGAAGAUGCUGAGGAUAGCGAUGUCGAGAUAAGCAAAAUUGACUUUCGUGGGGUAAAUUUGCGCACGAAGAAGAAGCGAGAUGUGUCGAUUAGUCAGAGUGGUGAAAAAAUCGGUGACGGGGACGUAGAAGAUGCAAAUGGUUGUUAUGAUGGGAACGACGUUUCCCAACAACAACCGGAGAGACCUAUGUCAUGGGAAGGAGAAUUGUCCGACCAAGAAAUGUCUUCCAAUACAAUUACAAAUCAAGAUACACAUGAAGAUACAUCAAUGGAAGGUGUUCAAAUAUGUGGUGCGAGUCCUGGGCCUAUAGAGCAGAAAUUUCCUAUAAAACCAGAACCAGAUUUUCGAUCCAGUCCUGGAUUUACAUUUGGUUCUUUUCACGAUACAGGAUUACCUCUAACUCAUGGUCAUCAAAUACAACAACAACAACAACGCAACAUUGAAAAUCUUGAACAAACACAACAAAACGAUUUGCCUCUUCUUGUAGGAAAAUUACUUGGUGGUUAUAAUAGUUCAACUCCAAAUCAUAGUCCAGUUUUAAAUCCUAGACAUCAUCUGACAAAGCAUAGCCACACAAGAUCACAGGUACCAUCACCAGACUCAGCGAUUCAUUCCGCGUACAGUGUAUUUAGUUCACCAACGCAAAGUCCUCAUGCAGCUCGUCAUUCUGCUCUAGGGGCAGGAAGUCCAGUUCCAUCUUCAUCAUUGUCUUUAUCGCGACAUAGCUUCAACAAUUCGACUUCUUCAUUAUCUUUAUCGUUGUCACAUUCGCUUUCAAGAAACAAUUCAGAUGCCUCAAGCAGCUGUUACAGCUAUGGCUCUCUCAGUCCACCCACGCAUUCACCCGUCCAGCAACCAAGACAUCCGCAACAUCAUCAACAUCAAGUUGCUCAAGGAAGUCCGCUUCAUCUUCCGGCUACAGCCUCGCCUGCCAUUUCUCAUCACUAUUCUUCCUCUGCACCGGGUUCUGAAUUAUCUCCUGAAGGACACGUUGCUACAGACGAUCAAGAAGAUUGUCGAAUACCGUCAGCACCGUCUGGUAUUUCAACUAGGCAACAAUUAAUUAAUAGCCCAUGUCCAAUCUGCGGAGAUAAGAUUAGUGGUUUUCAUUAUGGAAUCUUCUCAUGCGAGUCGUGCAAGGGAUUUUUCAAACGCACCGUCCAAAACCGGAAAAAUUAUGUGUGCCUUAGAGGCGCGGGCUGCCCCGUUACUGUCGCUACAAGGAAGAAAUGCCCCGCCUGCCGAUUUGAUAAGUGCCUCAAUAUGGGUAUGAAGCUCGAGGCGAUUAGGGAGGAUCGCACUAGGGGUGGAAGAAGUACCUACCAAUGUACAUACACUCUUCCAGCAAGCCUUGUUGGUAGUCCUGCAAGUAACAUAGCUAGCGAUAAAUUAGCUACUGGAGGAAAUUGUAGUCCAGCUCCAACUGGUAAUGAACAUCACUAUCCGGCAAGACAUCAUUCAAAUCACUCUCAUAAAAUGCAAGUGGUACCACAACUUCUACAAGACAUCAUGGAUGUAGAGCAUUUAUGGCAUUACAAUGAUAAUGAUCGUAUGACCGGAAGUGGAGGAAUAAAUACUACUAGAAAUAAUGAUGCAAUGUUAUUGGGAGUUGGAAGUGGUGGAGGAACUGGAACAGGAAAUGAUACGAGUUCAAAUAUUGAAUGUUCCUCCAAUGGAACCGCAGGAAACGGUAAUCCCAAUAACAGAAGAGAUGAGAGAUCAUGCUCUAAUGUUUCUAACGUCGGUAAUGAACAACGAGCUACGCCCAUUAGUAGCAGUUCUCAAAUUAAUAAUACAAAUGGUAAUUCAACUCAACAUCCUGAUUUCUUAUCGAACCUCUGCAACAUCGCUGAUCAUCGUCUCUAUAAAAUAGUGAAAUGGUGUAAGAGUUUACCGUUAUUUAAAAACAUUUCAAUUGAUGAUCAGAUUUGUCUGUUAAUUAAUUCCUGGUGCGAGUUAUUGCUCUUUUCAUGUUGUUUUCGGAGCAUGAGCACUCCUGGUGAAAUUAGAGUGUCUCUCGGCAAGUCGAUUACAUUAGAACAGGCUAGACAGCUUGGCUUGGCGACCUGCAUCGAGAGGAUGCUUGCAUUUACUAAUAAUUUGCGAAGACUUCGAGUAGAUCAGUAUGAAUAUGUGGCAAUGAAGGUAAUAGUGUUAUUGACCUCUGAUACAAGUGAAUUGAAGGAACCUGAAAAAGUUAGAGCAUCUCAGGAGAAGGCUUUACAAGCAUUACAACAAUAUACCAUAGCAAGGUAUCCAGAGAUGCCUGCUAAAUUUGGUGAAUUAUUAUUGAGAAUUCCAGAUUUACAAAGAACAUGCCAAGCAGGAAAAGAAUUGUUAAGUGCGAAACGUGCUGAAGGGGAAGGUAGCUCGUUUAAUUUGUUAAUGGAAUUGUUAAGAGGAGAUCACUGAAUUAUUACCACAAUGAACAAUACCAUUCCACGCUUAUAAAAUCUGUAAGCUUAAGGAAUUGGAAUGUAUUAAAUAAUCAAGAAACAACAAAAGUAAAAACAAAACUAUAAACAUUAUGGUCCACGAUACAUUAGUUCUGGGUGAAGGGACUACAUUCUUAUAGAACUAAUUAGAAGUUGAUUGCUUGAUGCAUAAAGCGAAUGAGAAAUGAUGUUUCUUUUCUCUUUUUUUGUUUUUUAUUCUUUCUUUUUAAAUUAAAAAUAGUUUCACGGAGGUAUUGUGUAAUGCAAUUCCGCCUUGAAACAUGAAUUUCGAAGCGGCCUAAUGGUAAGCUCGAAAUGUUCAGCAUGCAUAUUUGCAAAAGAGACUGAAAAUAUAAUCGAAGGAGAGAUACAGAGCAUUUACUUUUACAAUAAUAUCAAUGUACAGAGAUAAAAAGAUUGAGAGAGAGGGAGAGAAAGAAUGAUAGAGAGAAUGAAAGAGAGUAUGAGAGUCGAUAUCAAAUAGCAUAAAAAUGCUAAAUUUUAUUAGGUAGAUUCAAUUUGUUCAAGUAAACGACGAAUACAGAGUUUUAACCUUGAUAAUUAUUAUAAUAAUAAAACAACCAGUAUUUUAUAUUGUUCUGCGCUUACUUAAAAAUAAGACAGAAAAUAAUGUCUUAUAUCCCGGUAAUAAAAGUGUACUUAAAAUAUGAGUCGACCAAUUGUUUACUUAUAGAGCAGUUAAUCGUGUAAUAAUUAAUAGGUAGUAAUAUCGAGCUAACAUAUUGUCAAAACAUUAUGGUUUUUAUCUAUUAUACAUAAAUACAUUUUUUUAUUCUCUGUAUGUUUUAAUAACACGCCAACGACGGAUGAAAGAUUUUACCAACGUAUAUGUCUGUUUUUAAACAGCGAAAAAUGAUUUGCAAUCAUUUUUUUUUUUUUUGUAAAUAAAUUUUAUUUUAAAACAUUUGUUUCCAAA
Messenger RNA from Apis mellifera (honey bee), 4739 nucleotides. RefSeq names its product nuclear hormone receptor FTZ-F1 beta (gene Hr39). The record is from RefSeq and is a predicted model, not a curated record. Gene Ontology annotation, biological process: regulation of transcription by RNA polymerase II; tissue development; hormone-mediated signaling pathway. Lineage: Eukaryota; Metazoa; Arthropoda; Insecta; Hymenoptera; Apidae. Gene Ontology annotation, cellular component: RNA polymerase II transcription regulator complex. The coding region runs from base 849 to 3779 and encodes 976 amino acids. Gene Ontology annotation, molecular function: zinc ion binding; RNA polymerase II cis-regulatory region sequence-specific DNA binding; nuclear receptor activity. The transcript has 8 exons.